UAAAGCAGUUUCUGUGUCCGUUGAUUUUAAUAGUUGUUUAUCGGCUUGGCGAACAGUUUCGCUAGUAUAAAAUUCGAAAAUGCCCGUGAAAAUUGGUGCUGUAGUCGCAAACUUCUCGGCUAAUACCACUCAGGGUCCUAUCAAGUUUUACGACUAUCAAGGAAAUUCGUGGAUUGUGCUUUUUUCCCAUCCUGCAGAUUUCACGCCUGUUUGCACUACAGAAUUGGGACGGCUGGCAGUCCACGCGCCAGAAUUUAAGAAAAGAAAUGUAAAACUAUUGGGUCUCUCGGUAGAUAACCUCAAGAGCCACGUAGACUGGGUUAAUGACAUAAAAUCUUACUGCAAGGACAUCCGCGGCGAAUUUCCGUAUCCCAUAAUAGCGGACGAAAAUAGUGAGAUAGCAAAUCUUCUUGACAUGAUCGAUAAUACUCAUUUGAAUAAGCAGAACGUGGAGCUAACCGGCAGAACCUUGUACGUCAUUGAUCCACAGCACAUUGUAAGACUUAUCAUGAAUUACCCAACAUCAACUGGAAGAAAUGUCGACGAAAUUAUUCGAGUAAUCGAUUCGCUACAAUUGGUGGAUAGGAUCCCUCAGAUUGCAACCCCAGCAAACUGGACGCCUGGAGAAAAAGUCAUGAUUUUACCUCAUAUUUCUGACCAAGAAGCCAAUGCUCUUUUCGAUGGAAAAGUUGAUAAAGUUUCAAUGCCUUCUGGGGAAAAUUAUGUUAGAACAACUACGAACUACUCACAUUCUUGAAUACAUAUAAGCAUAUUCUGUAAUUAAUCCUUAUAUUCCAAUAUAUGUUGUAAUAUGUUACAGUUAUGAUUAUAAAUAACACAGUGGUAGCAAUAAAAUGGAUAAUUGCUGGCUUU
This is a messenger RNA of Agrilus planipennis (emerald ash borer), 873 nucleotides long. RefSeq names its product peroxiredoxin-6-like. The transcript is spliced from 5 exons. Gene Ontology annotation, cellular component: mitochondrion; cytosol. Lineage: Eukaryota; Metazoa; Arthropoda; Insecta; Coleoptera; Buprestidae. Gene Ontology annotation, molecular function: peroxiredoxin activity. Bases 80 to 757 code for a protein of 225 amino acids. Gene Ontology annotation, biological process: cell redox homeostasis; cellular oxidant detoxification. The record is from RefSeq and is a predicted model, not a curated record.